Molecule: messenger RNA, 2182 nt
Organism: Xyrauchen texanus (razorback sucker)
Lineage: Eukaryota; Metazoa; Chordata; Actinopteri; Cypriniformes; Catostomidae
Product: gap junction delta-2 protein-like
Exons: 2
Coding region: 197-1111 (304 amino acids)
Biological process (GO): cell communication
Cellular component (GO): connexin complex
Source: RefSeq, a predicted model, not a curated record
AGGAGAGCUUUGGACUAAUCAGCACUUGAGCCUCGCGCGAGCAAGCGUCAGGGUCGACGAGCGCGCGCUCUGGAGGUCCUGGAGCGACUACUCAGUGCAUUCGCCCGACACUACAGGGGCGAUAGACACGAAACAGUGGCUCACGUUUGAUUUUGCACGGUCCUCUCUGUGUAAUAUCGUCUCCGAAUGAACAGCCAUGGGGGAAUGGACAAUUCUCGAGCGUCUCCUGGAGGCGGCUGUCCAACAGCACUCUACUAUGAUCGGGAGGAUCCUACUGACAGUGGUGGUGAUCUUUCGGAUUCUAAUCGUGGCGAUUGUAGGGGAGACCGUGUACGACGACGAGCAGUCCAUGUUCGUGUGUAACACCUUGCAGCCGGGCUGUAACCAGGCUUGUUACGACAAAGCGUUCCCGAUAUCUCACAUCAGGUACUGGGUCUUCCAGAUCAUCAUGGUGUGCACCCCGAGUCUUUGCUUCAUCACCUACUCGGUGCAUCAGUCCGCCAAACAGAAGGAGCGGAGAUACUCUACAGUCUACCUCUCCCUAGAUAACGAUCCCGAUUCGAUGAAACGAGACGACAGCAAAAAGAUCAAAAACACCAUCGUGAACGGAGUACUUCAGAACACGGAAAACUCCACCAAAGAGUCCGAGCCCGACUGUUUGGAAGUGAAAGAGAUCCCCAGUUCAGCCAUGAGAACUACCAAAUCUAAAAUGAGAAGGCAAGAGGGCAUCUCACGCUUUUACAUCAUUCAGGUGGUUUUCAGGAACGCGCUGGAGAUCGGCUUCUUGGUGGGUCAGUACUUCUUGUACGGGUUCAAUGUGCCCGCGGUGUACGAGUGCGAUCGGUACCCUUGCAUCAAAGACGUCGAGUGCUACGUUUCGAGACCCACGGAGAAAACCGUGUUCCUCGUCUUCAUGUUCGCGGUCAGUGGGAUUUGCGUAGUGCUCAACCUAGCGGAACUCAAUCACCUGGGAUGGAGGAAAAUUAAAACGGCGGUGAGAGGGGUGCAAGCCCGGAGGAAGUCCAUAUAUGAGAUCAGAAACAAGGACUUGCCACGGAUGAGUAUGCCGAGUUUCGGACGCACCCAGUCAAGUGAUUCUGCCUACGUCUAACGUGCUUCCUUCGUAUAGGCUAGUAUAGAUUCAUUAGAUUAUAUAGAAGAAAAGUUACGAUAUGAACUCUUCAUCUCACCUGCAUCAUGGUGGGGUAGAUUGAUUUUAUGUGUCUAUUAUGGACAACCAGAACAAACGGACCAAACGUUUGUUUCUUAUCAGAAACAGAAAUGGCACUGAUGCAACUUUUUUGCGUUGUUUAUAUUUGUAUUGGUCCGGACGAAAAACGAACGAUAUUUAUUUCUUUGUUCACAUGAUCGGCUAAACCUGAAUAUGUUUUGCACUAAAUAUGGAUAUGAAGAAGCCAAACUAACCCGAUUUGUGCUGUGAAGUUAUUAUUAUUAUUUUUGUCAUAAAUAUAUAUACUCAUGCUUCAAACAAUACUCUGGUUUUAGAUAGUAGCACAUAAGAUAGUUUCAAUUUACUCACCGCAAAGAAUUAGUGCAGUUGAUAAAUGUUUAUCCAAACUAAGUGAAUCAUAUUUCUCUUUUAGGUUAGAUCAAAUAGAUUGACAUCUUUAAUGAUUUGGUUGCCUUUGCUUGCACCACUGACCUUAACGUAAAUUAUUGUUCUGUUGCAUUUAAGCUGACUUCCAGAUCAGUAGCCGGUGAACUGAAUAAUGCUGCAUAAUGCAUAAUAACUGUUUGUCUUUUUAAUUUGUUUGUCUGUUUGUUUGUUUAUUUAUUUUGACACCAAAGCACCCAUUGCUUUCAUCUGUGGGAAACUGAUCUCUUGCUUUUACAGUAUGUAUUCAAGUGCCAUAUAUGUACAUAGACAUAUAAAUAUUAUAGUAAAUUGUAAUCCUUAACGUGAGGUAUGAAUUCCAUGAACUCUUUGCGUGGACUGCUGUAAAGGACAUCCUAUAUCCCUUUAAUGUGAGAUGUUGGGAACAGAAGAUUGAACAAACAUCCAUAUAUAUUUUGCAUUCAUGAAAAGUAUGAUAUUGCAUUUAAAGUACAUAAAAGCACAGUUGAGUAAAUAAGUGAAAAAAAAGGUUGAGAUUAAUUUCCCCUGGUGCUUCUAUUUCUCCAAAAAAAAAAAAGUGAUGUUAGUAGAUUAUGUGAGAUACAA